AUGUCAAAAUUGGUCGGGAGGAUUGCGAGAGCCGGCAGAUCAUUGUCCAUUCUUGUUUUCUUUUCAUUUUCAUCUUGUUAUUCUUCGUUUAUUUUUCAAAAUUUCCAUCAAAACAUUGCUACUGAACAUACUAAACUUGAUUAUUGCCCGAACGAGGUAAGAUUUUCACGUGACAGGAUUUUUUGAGCAAAACGAAAAAAAUUGGAAUUGAAAAAUAAUUAGAAACCGGAUCACGUUUUCACGGGCCAAACAUUAAUUUUAAAACAUGUAUUUUCAUAAUUUUCAAAUCCUCUUACUCAUGAAAUAAAACCCGAUAUUUUAGAUGCGCAGCGAUGUCGGUUCAAUGCCAUUGAUGUGUAUUCUUUCAUUGAUCACAUCGAAUGUCUAUGCAUAUUUACCAAAUGAAGAUUUAACAAAUUCAAUUCUUGCACCUGGAAAUGGUGGAUUUCCACCUGAUGCAAUAGUUCCCGAUAUUGAUAGUUCUGCAACAAUUCCAGAUGAUGAAAUAGAUCCAACAGAAGCGGAUUCAAUUUAUCGAUCUAAAAAAGUGAGCACAUUUCGGAGAAGAAAUAUAAAUAGUCCUUAUGCGGGUCGAGUUCCUUUUAAUCGAAUGGCUUAUAAAGGAGGUUAUGGGUCGAGUUUAGGAAGAGGAUAUGGAGCAAGUCGAUCUGGAUCAACACCAAAUAAUGGAUUCUAUGAAAGAAAUCCAUAUGGAACUGUUAAUUUGGGAGGAGGACAAUCUGGAUAUGGAACUCAACCACAUCCAGAAGAAUAUGCAGUUCGACCAAGUGCACCAUAUUCUGGAUUAAUUGGUGGAAGUCGAGCAGGUUAUUAUGGAAGUACUGUAGGAAUGAGAGGUAGAUCAAAUGGAGCAACGUCUAGAAAUAUUGAUUAUCCUGUACCAUGUAAGCACCAAACACAGAAAAUAUCUAAUAAAUAAUCUAUAUUUUACAGCUGAAUAUGCGCCUGCUAAUGAUUUGAUGGGAAGUUUCAACAACAAUAAUAAUAAUAAUCAAGGAGGACAACUUCCAAGUUUGAGAGAACUUGCAAAUUAUGCUUCUAGAUAUGGACCAGCUUAUUUGAGAGAAAGAUUUGGAGGACAAGAUGAACGAGUGCCAGUUCCGUAUAAUGGAAUGCACAUUCCACGUGGCGGUGGAGGUUCUACAGAUUUUGGACUUAAUAUUGCUUCAAAUCAAUGGCAAGGUGGGCAUAGACCUAAUGGAAUUAUGUCAAGGGAUAUGGAUUCUUAUCAACAUGAUGAUGCGAUUGGAAAGAAAUCAACAACUACAACUACAACUACACAUAAACCAGUGAAAAAAUUGAAGAAACGAAGAACUACAACUACAUCAAAACCAGUUUAA
Messenger RNA from Caenorhabditis angaria, 1361 nucleotides. NCBI's taxonomy places the organism in Eukaryota, Metazoa, Nematoda, Chromadorea, Rhabditida, Rhabditidae. The record is from the annotation of a GenBank genome assembly.